This is a messenger RNA of Pecten maximus, 702 nucleotides long. RefSeq lists its product as uncharacterized. Lineage: Eukaryota; Metazoa; Mollusca; Bivalvia; Pectinida; Pectinidae. The transcript has 3 exons. The record is from RefSeq and is a predicted model, not a curated record. The coding region runs from base 3 to 398 and encodes 131 amino acids.
GGAUGGCGAGCGAAAGCGAGCGAAAGCGAGCGCUCGCCUCUGAACAGACAUGCACGCGCGAGCGUUCGCGAACGCACGCGUACCGACCCACCGAGCUGUUCGCCAGUAAAAUCAAGAUGGCUUCCAAUGUGAUAAACAUGGUCAAGCUCACAUUAAAAAGUGAAGACGGAAAACUGUCGUAUGUGUUUUUUGUCAUCCAAGAUAUCAACGACCGUUGCCAUUCCGAUCCUUUCGUGUCGGAAUGGCUUUUUAAACGCAUGGAAAAGGAUUUCCCUCUGAAUGGAUCGUGUCAGAAAGAAUUAACUGUUACAGAAUCUGUUAAAAUUCUGUCAUCUAUGGGACUUUUGAGAGAAAAUCAUCAAGUUACUGCAGGCAUGUAUAUACAUUUAUAUAUGUAAACAUAAAUGUCACAACAAGCCAUUUCCCGUUGAAUAUCGCUAACGUUUUCAAGCCGUGUAUUGAAUAUCUUCAGGCGAUUACUUUUUAAUGCUUAGUAACAACAUUAUGACGUAAUACAAUCAAUAACAUAAUGUUAUAAUAAUAUAAUAAUAUAACAUUUAUAUAUACAUGUAUAUAUAUAGUCUAUUCUCAAACUACGAGUGACCGAACGAAAUAUUACAUAUACAUUUACAUGUAUUGACCAGUCUUUACACUGAACUGAUGAGCGACAGAGCGGAGUUAUAAUGAUUAUAUAAUGUAGAC